AAGAGUGACGAUCUUCGAAAGAAAGCGAGAAACCGCCGUGAAAGCGUUUUUAAGCAGAUGGCAGAACCGGGCAGGACUGUGAGGGUGAGUGGUCUGCCCACAAACAUUGAGGAUGACAGGCUGAAAGACAAGCUAUUGAUUCACUUCCUUAGAAACAGAAAUGGAGGAGGGGAGGUAGAUUCUGCCACGCUCCUGAGGGCAACGCCUGUGUCCGCCCUCAUCACCUUCGAGGAGAGCCGAGUGGCACAAAGAGUUAUUCAACACAGCCCGCACAUUCUGGAAGUGGACGGGAAGAAGUCUAGACUCACAGUAACUGAGCACCGUGAAAAUCUGGACCCAGAUCAGGUCAUCUUAAGCUUAUCAGCAACUGUUGACUACAGUAAGCUUCCUGGGGGAGUCAUGGCAUUGACAAGCCUUCUUAAGAGCCAUCGUGAUGUCCAGAUAAACUAUACUGCUUCUGAGAAAAGCUGUACGUUGUUUGGCUCUUACUCCACAGUGCAGGCAGCUUUGGCACAACUACUUGGACCUCCUGGAGACACAAAGUCAGCAGAAUACUCAGAAGCCUCAGGUCAGCCUGCUUCCAGUGGUUCCUGGUCUGUUCAGAAAGCACAGAAGCAUCACACACAGGACUCAGAAGAUCAGAGUGGAAAAGCUAACAAGCAUAGAGACAAAAAAGAAAAAAUUCACACUGACAGGCCAUCUGACAACUACAAUUCAAGUUCAAAAAGAGACCUAACACCUGGCGGUUACACCUGGGAGGACACUGGGCAGUCAGAUGGAGCAGCUCUGCAGCUUCCUGCAACCUCAGUGGAAGAUUUCUCACUAAUUAUGGAUGCAGACAUGUUCCAGUAUCUGCAGAAACACUGCCAAAAGGAAUACCAGCAUAUCCUGAAGAAGUAUGGUGUUGAGGUGGUGGAUGUGACAAAUCACGGUUUGACCACUCUGUUUCUGCAUGCUGCAGCAGCGGUUAGGGAGCUUGGUCGAGAGCAGGAGUACUUGAAGUUUGCUAGAAAGGCGUUAAUUCAGCUUUAUGAGGAGAAUGAGGCCAAAAUCUGCCGAUCCCAUAUGCCUAAGGAUCUCCUGGAGCCCAGUGGAGGGCUGCAAAGGGCAAUUGAGAACUUAAGUGUCAGACUUCCUAAGGUUAUUCUGAAUGAAGAUGAAAAAAAUAUUUACAUUAUUGGAAGCAGCAGUGAUGUGUCAGAGGCCAAGCAGGUUCUUCUCAUUGACUCCGUUAAACAGAGAGAUAAAAAGGAGGAUGUAGCUAGUCUUCUGAGAUUUCCCUCGUAUGAUUCAGGUUCAUAUACUCAUGCUGAUGAGGAGAGAGUCACCCUCCCAACAUCCUCUGCUGUAGGAUCUGUGGAUAAUAAGUUCGAUGAGAUGCUGAAAUCAGAGGAAGAUGAAAGGAGAGCUGAAGGAGCCAGAAGGUAUAAACUAGCUGCUCGGUUUAAGGAUUCAGGGCUGGUUGCGUUAAGCAAUCGACCAACUGACUUCACUUUACGAACAAACUCAUCUCCCAGCAAACAAGCACGCCAGGGGCCGGUGCUAGGGUAUGAUGUACUGUCAGAAACAGCAGGGAUUUCUGCUGAGGAAAUUUCUAGAGCAGUACCCCAAAACACAGGAGGGGACAUUUUGUUUAAGAGUGGAUUUGGUUUGCCAUCUUUGCAAACUAAAACCCAGUCUUUGAAUCCAGGUUUAACGGAUACUCGACCAAAGAAUUUUAGCACUACACAGUCCAGUUUGCCAGGAAGUCCUGCACCUCAGCCUGCUGGGUCCGGUUCCACCUUGAAGCGUGCCAGUAGUUUCUCAGGAACGCCUCAGCAGAAGGCUCAAGUUACGGGUCAGAAGAGUCAAGAUGAUUCCAGCAAGUCCACAGUCAGAGCCAGGGGCAGGUCUUCUAGCUUCAGUACCCAAACAGGAAUGGACAAGCAGGAAGUCUAUACUGAAGAGUUUAAUGUUUCCAACAUAUUGUGGCGGCACAUAAGAGAAGCCUACAGCUACCGAGUGGAGGACCUGACUUCUGAUGUCCAGUUGAAAGAGAGCCACUUAGCAGGUAGUCAUGAGCUGACUGUUACCAUAAAAGGGGCAAAGUCAUCCAAAGUGAGUUCAUCUCAACUGGGUUUACAGAAGCUCAUUGACUCAGUUAGAUCAGACUUCUCUGUGCAGAAGCUGCCCUUGUCUGAACUGGGUGUCAGUAACGCAGCAGAUGAAACCUUACAGGCUUGUUGUUCAGAAGUGCGGAGCCGCUUUAAGAAGGUUACUAUCCAGAUAUUAACGGACACCUUAUUUCUUCUUGGUCCACAGCAGUUGUGUUCGCAGGUAGGCGCUACCCUGCGGGAAGUAUUUUCUGGAGACUCGGCCCAAAUGUCUGACCAGUACCAACAUUCCCCAACUUCUUUUCAAAUGAAUGAAGAUAAAACCACUAGUUUGCACUUUAACAGUAAGUCUCAGGUGAUGCUAGAGAGCCAAACAGGCAAAGCUGAUGGUACAAGUAGGAGCCAGGAAUGGUGGACAACCUACAGAAGUGAUUUUGGUGGGAAAGAGAUUGUGAAUGGAUCUUUUAGUCAACCACCAAGGAAGGAUCAUGUCAUUAAGGAGAAAGUUAAGGCUGUAGAUACAAUGGAAAUGGAUGGACAGAAGAUUGGCCCAUUUGUCAGUCAGUCUACACCAGGAAAUGAUAGUGUGAGAUGUGUGAAUGGUGUCGGACCAACUGAGAAAGAGACAACCUUACCUGCUACCCAGAUAGGCAGUGUAGGAGAAAAAGAAGCAGAGAUCCAGAGCACCCCAGAGGAAUCUGGAUCAGGCCAGCGAGGCCUGGGGGGCAUCUGUGUUUGUGGAGAGAACGGGACGUCGGUGCUGAGAACAAAAUGUGGCGCUACGGUUUGCUCAAAGUGCCUGGAGACAGUGCAUGCCCGCUGCAGAGUUUGUCAUGAGACAGAGCAGACACCCCAGGGCAUCUGGGGCAAAAGUAGCAAAUCUAAACUAAACAUCAGUUUACCAGGUCACUCCAAGGUCUGCACUAUCAAGAUCACUUACAGCAUUCCUGAUGGUAUCCAAGCGGAUGGUCAUCCAUCUCCUGGAAAACCAUUUAAGGGAGGGCGAUUUGAAGCGUACUUUCCAGAUUGUUGGGAGACAAGGAUGCUGCUGCCCAGGCUGGAGAAAGCCUUCCGGCAGGGACUCACCUUCACGGUGACGGGCAAAGGGACGAACGCCAAGGUGACCUGGGACGGCAUCCCACAUAAGACCAGAAUACAGGGAGGCAGAUCAGGGAAUGGGUACCCAGAUGCCACUUACUUGUUGCGCCUGUCUGAGGUCUUGACCUCCGCUGGGAUUGAGGAGCCAACAGAAAAGUCCCAUGAUUAACAAAUGCAAAUGUGUUUUUACCUUGUUUUAUAUACACAUGUGAAGUAUGUUUGCAGUCUUUGUAUUUAAAGCCAUUUGCACUGUUUGGGGGGGUUUUGAUUAGUGCACAGUCUUACUGUUUUGUUAUAACGAGUUGUUGAUAUUUGAUUAUUCAUCCAUUUAGUAAUUACUAUUGCUUUCAAAUAAUGGAGUUAUAGGUGUCAUUACAGAUAUUCUGAAUUUUUAUUUCAUAGCAUUCCAUCACCAUUUCUUAUUUUAGCAAAGUAAUUUGUGUUUAAAAGGGACCAGCCUGCAUUAUUUCACAUAUGAACCUGACCAUUUUUUUUUUUACAGUUAAUUUUGGAAGACAAAUUUUUAUACUGUUUAAUGUGCACAGUACUGUAAAAGCAAAAAUUUUGUACCGCCUCGUACGGAUGUAAUCAUCAUUUAGUUUAGGAAUAACAGAAUGUAAUUUGUGGAAUAUUCUGAAUUUAAUAAAUUAAUUAGCAAUAAUCUGUCUUUGCUUCUGAGCA
Archocentrus centrarchus (flier cichlid) is the source of this 3872-nucleotide messenger RNA. RefSeq lists its product as uncharacterized. The record is from RefSeq and is a predicted model, not a curated record. Lineage: Eukaryota; Metazoa; Chordata; Actinopteri; Cichliformes; Cichlidae. Gene Ontology annotation, molecular function: RNA binding. The transcript is spliced from 6 exons. Gene Ontology annotation, biological process: protein ubiquitination; Notch signaling pathway. Bases 58 to 3360 code for a protein of 1100 amino acids.